Molecule: messenger RNA, 1056 nt
Organism: Miscanthus lutarioriparius
Lineage: Eukaryota; Viridiplantae; Streptophyta; Magnoliopsida; Poales; Poaceae
Source: the annotation of a GenBank genome assembly
AUGGCUCUCUCAAGAGGGUUCUUCGCGCUGGUCCUUGUCGCGUGCUGCAGCCUCAUGCUGGCGGUGUCGGCGUCGGCGUCGGGCGGCGGCGUGGCCGACGACGGCGUCGUCGGUGGUGACAAGCUGAUGAUGGACCGGUUCCUCCGCUGGCAGGCGACGUACAACCGGUCGUACCCGACGCCGGAGGAGAGGCAGCGGCGGUUCCAGGUGUACCGGCGCAACAUGGAGCACAUCGAGGCCACCAACCAGGCGGGCAACCUGACGUACACGCUGGGAGAGAACCAGUUCGCCGACCUCACGGAGGAGGAGUUCCUGGACCUGUACACCAUGAAGGGGAUGCCGCCCGUCCGCCGUGACGCCGGCAAGAAGCAGGCCAACUUCUCCUCCCCCGCCGCCGCCGUGGACGCUCCGACCAGCGUCGACUGGAGGUCCAAGGGCGCCGUCACGCCGAUCAAGAACCAGGGCCCAUCGUGCUCUAGCUGCUGGGCAUUCGUGACGGCGGCAACGAUCGAGGGCAUCACCCAGAUCAAGACAGGGAAGCUGUUGUCGCUGUCGGAGCAGGAGCUGAUCGACUGCGACCCCUACGACGGCGGCUGCAACCUGGGCUACUUCGUGAACGGCUACAAGUGGGUGAUCCAGAACGGCGGGCUGACCUCCGAGGCCAACUACCCGUACCAGGCGCGGCGGUACCAGUGCAACCGCUCCAAGGCCGCCAACCACGCCGCCAGGAUCUCCAACUACGUGCAGGUGCCGCAGGGCGAGAGCCAGCUGCAGCAGGCGGUGGCGCAGCAGCCCGUGGCGGCGGCCAUCGAGAUGGGCGGCAGCCUGCAGUUCUACAGCGGCGGCGUGUGGUCGGGGCAGUGCGGCACCCGGAUGAACCACGCCAUCACCGUCGUCGGCUACGGCGCCGACUCCUCCUCGGGGCUCAAGUACUGGCUCGUCAAGAACUCGUGGGGGCAGAGCUGGGGCGAGCGCGGGUACCUGCGGAUGCGCCGCGACGUCACGCGCGGGGGACUGUGCGGCAUCGCGCUCGACCUCGCAUACCCAGUCGUGUGA